AUGAAAACACCAGGAAGUUUAAAAGAUUGCACUGAUAGGCGCGAAGGUAAGUUGAAAAGAAAAUAUUAUUUACGAUAUGUUUCAAGCCAUGCAAUGACUUAGUCGGUUCUUUGCUGCUGAACGACCGGUGAGCAAUGUUGAGAUGUUGAACAAAUCAUCCAAAUCUCUAUUCUCGUUCACAACCGAUGCAUCCGACAUUUCGAAUGACCCAUAGUAUAACAUGCAACAUGGCAUGAUACUUAUAUUCUUGACUGACACGAGUUCUAAAAUUUUUUGACCAACAAAUGUUGGACAAAACCGUAUUUCACUGGCUCUCUUGACCCCAAUUCUUGAACUUUUCUGCUAAAGACUUACAGUGAAACCCCGCCUUAGGGCCACCUCGGUAAUACAGUCACCUCGUUAUUAAGGCCACUUUUUUUUGGCCGCCCAGCAAUGCCAGUGAAAACCCUCGUUAAUGCGGUCACCCGUUAAUACGGCCAAAUUUUUUUGGCGAAUUGGUGACAGUAUUAACGGGGUUCCACUGUAUUUCGGAAUUACUGUUUUCUAAAAUUCUUAUCCGACAUAUUAUCGUGUAAAGGUAGCUGUAAAGUUCCUGAUUAGGCUUUUUUGUCUUUUCCGGAUGAACGCUAAGAAUUCAAUUUUGGGGGGCCGCGGAAUCUGCGGAUUAGAUGGAUAUAAAUUCGCGAAUUAAUGGCUUUGAGCUUGUAAACUACUCAAUUCCUUUCGUGAGGAUUUGAGUAUGCACUUGAUUCGUAUAUACAUAUUCAUUAAUUAAAAGUAGCUAUAAAGAGCGUUACUCCCCCACAAAGUCUGUGCUCUGAACACACAACCCGCAUUGAGCGAUCUUUCAAUUGUCCAUAAAACUGACAUGAAGAUUCUAUUCUACAAAUUAGGAGUGAAUUUGUGUCUUUUGGUUGCGAAUUUUUUAAUAGUGACAAUGGAAAAUUACUCAAAAAUAUUUUAUGCGGCGCCAAUGGGUCGGAUAUGAACAAUGCAAAUUACCGCGUUUUUUGUAUCUGCUAACAUUUUUUGAAUUACCUGGGAACAGAAAUAUGACUCAGCACCGUGUAAUUCCAGAAUUAUCACUUGAAAUAGGAAGCAUAUCCGAGAGAAUCAAGAUUCUCCAAGUCAACGCUUUCUCCAGCAAAGCAAAUCACUCAUUUUUAAAACAAUGAGAUGUGAAUGCGACUUUAAAUUAAAUUUGCACCGCGGUACACAGCUGGCCGGGGCACUAUAUUUCUAAUAUUUCUCACAAAACAGAAUAAAAACUAAUUUGAAAACAAAACAAUCGCUGAUUUCUCAAUUUCAAAAGGUGUGAGUUGUUUUAAUUGUGAUGCGUCGUAAAACUGACUUUCAUGCAAAUUGUCCUUCCAAGAGAUUCGCUCUGGAUUUUCUCCUUGUGUAGCGAAAACAGAAGCAGAGCUACACUCCUACGAAGAUUACUUUUCACUUAAGUUAUAACCAAGAAAUUCUCAUAUGAGCCAUUUAAAAAGGUAAGAACAUGUAAUUUAAUUCCAUUUCAUAACUGAUUGUUUAUGUUUUGUAAAAUUAAUCGUUCCACUUAGUUGUUUGGCAAUAAAUCAAGAUCUGUGUCCUUUUUCUUAAAAAUGUGAUUCUUAAAAUAUCGAUACGAUCAGCUAUAAAAUAAAAUACACUAAUAUGGGACCAAGAAACCAACGUAAGUACAGUCAACAACGACACUCUUUUCGUCAUAACGAAAUCACAUUAGAUCGUCCUAGACUGGAUUUUUCCCCGAUUGUACUCAGUAUAAACCUUAAUUUCUUGGCUUCUUUAUUGAAAUUUUCUUUGAACCACUUGAACACAUAAAAUCCUGUGAAAUGAAAACUCAAACCUAAUUUUGAACAAGUUACAUAAUAUCUACGCAUGUUUAAACCCAGUCAACAUAAGUUUUACUUAAAAAAAACAUAUAUUACUAAUGUACCUUUAAUUUUUUUCAUUUUUAAAUAAUAAUUGGUGGUUUGGGAAGAACUCUAAGUUAUCGGCGAAAAAAUUGACUGCAUUUUCGGACAUAGGUGUAAAAACGGCGGAUUUCAUGAGGGUUUGGAUGUGGGUGCAAGAAAUUUAUAUUUAAAAAAAGUAAGCUUCUGGCAUAGGGGGUUAAUUCGAUUCAAGGGCAGUGCUGAUUAUAGGAACAUUUUACUAAAUUAGUUAAUACAACACAUAUAAAUAUGAUAAAUAUCCCUCAUCAUAUCCCUGUGUAAGUGCAGGAAGUUCAUACGAAACAAAGAAGCUUAUUUUUUUACAUUGAAACACUGAAACAGUCGCUAAGGGCAAUGAGUUUAUUCAUUACCAAUAUUUUUAUUCUUUGCGUUGCCCCUUUCUUAGUUACAGAUUGCGUGAUGAUCCCUACGUUAUAAACUACCUGUAAAGCCGACAAAAACUUUAUGACACUCUAAAUUUCAGCGGUUAAUCAAACCAAGAUUUGUCGUAAGUGCCCGUUUCGGAGGUAAAAGUAUCAGAAAAGCUGUCAGUGAUUUUCUUGCACACCAUUUUGAACACGGGGGGUGGCCUUUUCACCCGUAUCAAUUUCCUGCCUUCAUUCUUCUCCUGUCUCUCGGCAAUUUCAGGAUAUAAAGUAUAAUAUUCAGUUCAAACAGCAGUUCUCUGAUCCUUCAAGGUUUUAUUUUACUGUUCUUGUUAUGUUUUUAGGCAAAGCGAGUGAAAUUGUCGGCUAUAUUUUUAGCUCUACCAAAACAGUUGAGCUCCGGCGCCCAACCUCGUCUUCAGGGGCUUCUCGGUUUGCUGGCUCUUUUUUUGUCGAUAUUUGGUAUACAUUUGACGUCAUCGAUAGCAUACAAUAUCGCAAACUUCUUCCAAAUUUGCUCAACACUAGCUGGCUUUGAAGAAUUAGACGGCGGAUUGAAACCAAUCCAGAAGCGGAGAAAUUUGUUGAAUAAUAAUAAUACUUCCUUUGUGGUCGAUGAAGGCUUUGUUGUGACGAUGCUUGGUUCUCUUUACAGUUGUUGUCAUUUCAGUACAUGCCUAGCCUGCGAACCGCAGACGUAUUUCCGGUCUUCGCUUCUCUCCCUGCGGUUGAAACUAGAAUCGAAAAAGCCGGAUGAUCUCGCAGGUGUGUACGUCACAUUUUUGGGGAAGUGUGUGCCACGUUUUGCGGGGUGUGUAAAAAAUGUCCUUGGUUCAGACCACAAGUUAAAAAAGGUUGGGAUAUAAACUAAGAAUGACCUCAAAAGAAGUGUGAUUAGGUUUUGCCGAAAAGUGAGUUUAAAUUAAUGUACUAAUGGGAGAAUUAUGUCAAAUCAGACCGACGUUUUUUGUUGAUCUGAUUCAGUGCGUGGCUGAAUAGAAGGUUUUCGCCUGCAGAGUUAGAAAUUUUAUUUAUCACUCCUGGAGAAAAAAAGCUAUCGUGCAAUGCUCGUACUCUAGCUGCCGGGGAUUUUUUAAAUCGUCAACGAAAAACUACUGUAUGUGAGUGAAAAUACAUUGCUUCCACAAUUCUAUGUUGAAGAAACUUUUGGCAUUUGUCUGAAUUUGAAGAGAAACCGAGCUAAAAUCAGUCCUGAAAAUGUAAUGAGUUUUUGUAGAAGUGAUGGCUUAGUAGCAAAACGGCACAGUUACAUAAGUGAAUUACGGAUCCCCUUCCUUAUAACAUUGUUUGCUCAAAUGAGAUUGAAAUUCAAUUAAGUAAGUCUUUAAUAAAUUUACUUUCUUUUUGAAAUCUAUAUGCAAAAUGUCAAUGAUACGUCUGUUUUUCCUCUCUGUGAAUGUGUAUACCCUCUGUUGAUAAAACCACAUAAUGAUAUAGGUGUAUAUACUGGUUAUUAAACAGCUAAGAACCCGAAACAUACUUUUAUAGCCAUUCAGAAAAUACUCUUUGAGUAAAAAAAAAAGAUGAAAGAAAUUUGUAAUUUUCCUCAUUUGAAAAUUGUCUCUUUCAGGGCAAUUUUUUCAAUAUCCUUUUCUAAAUUCGUUAAUUCAUUUAGUGGAUAUAUUGUAUUUUUGUUCAAACGUAACGUAAGUGUUAUUUUCGUAAAAUGCGGAUGCAAAAGCUUUUAACGCUAAACACUUACUUGCCCUUUUUAUCAAUUGGUUUGCAUGUCAUGUUUUUGUGUACUAAAUAGCAAUUGAACUAAGAGUCUGUGUAACAAGUUUGUUAGUAUUUCUUUUUCUACUUAUAGUAUUGUAUGUUUCCUGUUUUUAUGACUUAAAUCACCAUGAUCACGCUAAACAUACUUAAAAACCGCAGGGCUCACUUAAGUCUGACUCACAGAAAGUACUCGAAAUACCAUCAUCGACGUUUAAUUUUAAAUAUCAUUGAACUUGAUUUUGCAAAACUAGUGUCUGCUUGCAGAUUCAGUCUGCAAAAUAUCCCGCGCCGUUUGGCGGUUGAAUUAUUUUCUUUUUGUAGAAAAUAAGCCCUUAAAGUAGCUAGGUUGGGAUAAUAUUCCUUAAACAGACAGAGCCUUGAAAUAAAUAUGAAAACGGUUACUGAAAUGAAAAAUACUGAUUAACAGGUCCUAACUUAAUGUCUUUCUUAGUACUGCAAAUAUUUCCUGAGCCGAAUAUUAUAGAAAUAUCACGGUUCCGCGUAGUCGUAUUAAAUUCUCUAUCGGAAGUGUUCAUGAUUCGGAAACAAUAACCUUUAGUGUACUUUUCAAUUAUUCAAGCAUUAUUAUCAAUAGUAAAGAAAGUUUAUCAGCGCAAAAAAAGUCUUCUGAAAUUUGAAUGUGGCAUAUUUAUUAUCUUGUGCUAUAAAGAAAUUUCUCUUGUCCAACUAUACAUUUGGUGCUUUAAAUCUUUCCCAAUGUUCCGUGCUUUUAUGAAGGAUGUUGAAACUUUUUUGCUUCACUUUUCACUUUACGUGAUCAUAUUAAUUUUAGAUGCUCAAUAUCGACAUUGUGCAUAAUUGAAGUUAUUUCCAGAUAUGUCCAUUGGCAAUAAAUACACGAUUUUUUUCUUCCUUUUCACUUAAAAGGGAAUACUUAAAGCUGUCAAGCCCAGAAAAAGAGGAGAUCUCAGAGAUUCAUCAGCUAAGGAAAGUUGGCGUUCAAGGCGAAGUUAAUCGGAGACAAAUUAAGACGAAAAGGUACGUUAUAGAUAAUCUAAAAUUCUUAUUGUGAUGUCUUUGAGUGGAGAGAAAUUUCUUUAAGUAGUUACAUUAGCAUGGCUAUAGCUUGUCGCCAACAGAACUCAUUUCAUCAGAUACGGCACUUUGUAGAUAAUUAUUUGUAUGUCCUUACUUGGCUCGACUUGGCUCCUACAUCAACACGCCUAUUUUGACUAAGCAAAGCAGAAUCCUGAUUGCCGAAUAUUAAAUAAAUCUUUUUUGCCUUGUUUAAGAGCGCGAAUAGUAUGAAUAUGAGUUUACAUCUUUACCUUCAUUGUGUAUAAAUAUUUCCGAUUUGGCUUUAAAGCGAUUAUAUAGGAGAAGCUUGACCAUGAACGCGAGCAAUGUACUUCCCUGAAUCGCUUUAUAGCCAUAAACAUAACUGACACCGCUUGCAAAAAUGUUGCCCCACUGACAAAAAUAUUUGCUUAAAUGAAUAUCAAACUUCCGUCCAUCUGGCUAUCGUUGAUUUUUUUUCCGCCGUUUAAACGAACCUUGGAAUGUUAAACUGAACUUUGGUGGUCAAGAUGUUGGUCUCUUGCUGAUUACUAUGUAGCAGUAUUGCUGUAUGGCAUAUAUAGGCUGCAGAAUAUGCUCUGAGAGCCGUCUAGAGAGAAGUUUAGAAUUGGUAGUUUUGGUCUCUGAAUUUUUGGUAACUAUUUUGGUUUAACAGUUGGUGCGUUAUUCAAAUCAGACAAAUCAGAUUCUAGACUUCAUUCUCCAGUGCUAAGAAUCCUAAUGCGAUUAUGACUUACACCUAAAGCGCGAUACAAAGUGGCAAGAAAUUGUAACCUACCGAGAAAGCAGAUGAUUAAUUUGCGCGAUGCCAGAAUGUCGCAGUAUAUAAAAAAAGGUGUUGAUAAUAGGUCUAUGGCUACGCUGGUAACUUAUCAGGAAUAAUCCUUCCACUACAUUCAACCCAUACUUAUGCUGAAGUUGUUGCCGUAACACCCGAAAACCUAAUCGCUAAAUUACCUGAAAGUAACCUUUUUGGUUUCAAUUUUUCUUUGCCGCCAAAGUCACAGUUUUUUUUGCCGUUGUUUUUCACGGAAACAGAUUUAAAACUGAUGGUAUCUCUGAGCGAUUAUCAAGCCUGCAUUGUAAUCUCCCUUGAUUUUUGCCUCAAUGACGUGUACAGGAGUCAGUAGAUCAAAACAAAGAGUAACGUUUUGUCGCAAAUGAAAAUCUAAUCAAUUUCAUUGUACGCUUCUCUCUCAAAAUCGCCUCUUGUGUCUCUGAAGUUCGGAAAAAGGACAGGCGAGAUAUUUCAACCUUGUCCCAGCAAUUACCUUCCAGUUAUUCCCGCGCCAUACUUCAACUAUUUGGGUAGGCCUAACAGCCCAGUUGAAUGAAGUCACGAGUAUCUUAAAUCUAAAUGUCGUGAGCAGCCUAUCAUGCUGAUUAUCUUAAAGUAGGAUAAGACAUGGAUAAUUACAUGAGUAUAAGAAUGGGGUGCAGCUAAACUUCAUCCAGCUGCUUUAACAUCAUCGUACUAACUUGAUGGUAAGGCAGGUAUCCAACCGCUAAUAAUUUUUAGUCCAUUCUGCUCUCCAUUGUCGCAGUUCGUCUUCGUUUUGAAACCAAAUUUUAUGGCUCAAACACGUCAGAUCCGCUUUGUUUUUUGCAAUUAUUUUUGUCUUCGUACGUAGCACUGAGAGUAGUUUGCUUGUGCCAUGGCGUUAGUGCAAGGCAAAAAAUAUGUAAGAAAGCAAAUGGAAAAGUGCCGGCCGGAAAACUGAGGAAAACCGCAAUAACCACCGGCAGGUAGUAAGUGAAGAAUCAAUAUUUAGUUUUGGUGUCUUGUGGGAGUAUGACACAGUUGCACUGAAAGGUUUUCAAAAUUAAAUUAAGUGCAUGUCUAUAAACACAAUGUUGCGAUCUUAGGCCAUGUUACUAGUUAUCAGCAUUUACUCUUGUAAAUUUUAAGAAUAAGUUUGAAAAUCAGCUUACAAUACUAAAGUUUUGAGUAGGGUUUUCAUACGGUGGUAAUAAGAGAGAGGGGAUGACAUCCUUUUUCCCUCGAUAAUUUAUACUAAAAUGAGGGGGAAGGAACUCACCGCCCCACCCCUCCCCCACUAAUCCGUCUAUUGGUUCAAAUGACAUCUCUAAUAGACAAUUGCAUGAUCAUGUCUUUUUACUACAACUCCCAGCAUCCUUGUUGUUUUCUGGUGCAAAUUAGGACUAUUGUUUUUUAAACUUCAGCAGGAUUGAGAAAUUCAAAUAAGAUAGCACAAACGAAAUGAAUUCUGGUAGUUGUAGUCAAAUGUUGUCAUCGUGAAAAUGGCCUGUUGCUGACUUCCUUUGUUUUUGCUACUUACAGGUAUUAUAAGAGGUGGAAACUGUCAUGCGCCUUGUGAACUCAGUGUUUUAGCCGAAACAAGCUAUUUGGCGACGUGGGGACAAAGGCAAUUAGCUCAUUACCAAGAGUUUCAAACAUUGAUAGUAUAACGGAGAGUCUUCACCAUUGGACUAAAUCCACUAUAUCCCAUUAAUGGAAAACAGCACCCGACCCUCGCUAAUAAAACACCGCGCUUUGUUCCCGCUAAAAGCAAACGUCACUAAAUUUCCACCAAUUGGAAACACUUCAACGAUGACAGUUGUAGCAAAUGCCACGUCGUCUGAAUUGUUGAAACACACUUUGUUUCCGCUCAAAGCAAAUGUCACCACGUUCCCUCCAAUGAGAAACGCUACCGCGAUGACAGUCGUAACAAAUGUCACCACGACUGAAUUCCCGCCAAGUCAAAGCGCACCAAGUUCCACCAAUAACGACAUCUUUAAUGCGAUUCUCACCGUUCUUCUGGCCUUUGUUAUUAUAACUGGGCUGAUUGGCAACAUCAUGGUUAUCGUAACAAUACGAGGAAAGCGAAGCAUGUGGACCCCAUGCAAUUUCUUCUUGAUGAACAUUGCUAUAGCAGAUCUGUUGGUAGCCAUUGUUCUAACUCCCCUUCGCACGGCUGAACUAUUCAAUGGCUGGCCUCUGGGUGAAUUCUUAUGUCAGUUUUUUGGGCCAUUACAAGACGUGAUCGUGUGUGUUUCGGUCGUCCUGCACACUUUGAUAGCAUUCGAAAGGUAUCGCGGAAUUGUGACACCUUUCAAGCCUAAACUUUCUUUUCGAAAAGCCAAGAUAGCCAUGGUAGCCAUUUGUUGCGCAUGCUAUGUACUCAUCGGAUUACCGCUGGCGUUAGUUUUGAAAGAGGUAGAGAGGAAGGGAAAUAAACAUUGUGUUGCUAAUUUCCCUUCUCUGACAUUCCGUCAAGUUUUCGAAGUUCACCUUGUGGCGACUUUCAUGUUUUUACCAUUGGUUGUUCAAACUUCGACUUAUAUCAAGAUUGUUACCGCGAUAAGAAAGGAAGACAAGUUGACCCAGACAAUUUCAAGAAGCGGAACUGUUGAGCAGAGGAGAAAUCAGAUCCGGAAAAAAGCACGUUUGGUUAGAAUGCUGAUUAUUCUCGUUGUUGUAUUUCAAGUGUGCUUUAUUCCGCGUGGAAUUUAUAUGCUAGUAAACGAAUUUACCAGUGUAAACUUCAAAAACGAAUACCAAGAGAGCCUAUUGGUCGCUGGGAUAGUCACAAUCGUUCUCAACUAUUUAAAACACGUCUUAAAUCCCUUUAUUCUGUUUGCCAUGAGCACUGACUUUCGAAAGAACUGCUUUCUUUCUCGCGAUUUCUGCCACAAAAAACCGCUGGAUUUUGUCUCAAGCAUUAAGCAUUCCGUUUCUCGGGAUUCAAAAAAAGACCAGAAGGAAUUGCAGAUGUUGAGUGAUAAUUCACCAGGACGUAGAGAACGUACAAGUAUAGAGACUGACGUGUAG
Messenger RNA from Porites lobata, 8897 nucleotides. NCBI's taxonomy places the organism in Eukaryota, Metazoa, Cnidaria, Anthozoa, Scleractinia, Poritidae. The record is from the annotation of a GenBank genome assembly.